Messenger RNA from Pogona vitticeps (central bearded dragon), 6844 nucleotides. RefSeq names its product dishevelled associated activator of morphogenesis 1 (gene DAAM1). The record is from RefSeq and is a predicted model, not a curated record. Lineage: Eukaryota; Metazoa; Chordata; Lepidosauria; Squamata; Agamidae. Gene Ontology annotation, molecular function: small GTPase binding; actin binding. Gene Ontology annotation, biological process: actin cytoskeleton organization. Gene Ontology annotation, cellular component: stress fiber.
AUCAGGCGGGGAGGCGGUGAUGUCACCUGCGGGCUGGUAAGGCGAGGGCAGCUCCGGGGGCAGCGGCGGCAGCGGCGGAGACUCCGGCACUGGAUGCGGCUGCAGCUGCGGGGGAAGCCGGCCGUCGGGUCCGCGGGCUCCUCCUCGGGCGGGCAGGCAGGCAGGCAGGCAAGCAGCCGCCGCGGUGGUGGUGGGGGGCGCCUCCAGGAUGCGCGCGGCUUGCAGAAUUUAGCAUCCAGAAAGGAAAACCUUAAGGGUUUCAGCCAUGGCCCCAAGGAAAAGGAGCGGGCGAGGGAUUUCGUUCAUCUUCUGUUGCUUCCGAAGUAAUGAGCACCCGGAGAUCACGUAUCGGUUGCGGAAUGACAGCAGCUUUGCCCUACAAACCAUGGAGCCGUCUCUGCCGAUGCCACUGGUGGAAGAGUUGGAUGUUAUGUUCAGUGAACUUGUGGAUGAGCUGGACCUUACAGAUAAACACAGGGAAGCCAUGUUUGCCCUUCCAGCAGAAAAGAAAUGGCAGAUCUACUGCAGUAAGAAAAAGGACCAAGAAGAAAACAAGGGAGCUACAAGCUGGCCGGAGUUCUACAUUGAUCAGCUUAAUUCCAUGGCUGCUAGAAAAUCAUUGAUUGCCUUGGAAAAAGAAGAUGAAGAAGACAGGAACAAAACCAUUGAGAGUCUGAAGACGGCACUGCGGACAAAACCUAUGAGGUUUGUAACCAGAUUCAUUGACCUCGAUGGCUUGACGUGUAUUUUGAACUUCUUGAAGAGCAUGGACUAUGAGACUUCGGAGUCUCGAAUACAUACCUCUCUCAUCGGAUGCAUCAAAGCACUGAUGAACAACUCUCUAGGGAGAGCUCACGUCCUGGCCCACUCGGAGAGCAUCAACGUCAUCGCUCAGAGUCUGAGCACAGAAAACAUUAAGACGAAAGUGGCGGUGCUGGAAAUCAUGGGAGCGGUAUGCCUGGUUCCCGGGGGUCACAAAAAGGUGCUGGAGGCCAUGGUGCAUUACCAAAAAUAUGCCAGCGAAAGGACUCGCUUUCAGACAUUGAUCAAUGACCUGGACAGAAGUACAGGGCGAUACCGGGAUGAAGUGAGCCUCAAGACAGCCAUUAUGUCCUUUAUCAAUGCAGUGCUAAGCCAAGGGGCUGGAGUGGAGAGUCUGGACUUCAGACUCCAUCUUAGAUAUGAAUUCCUCAUGCUUGGCAUCCAGCCAGUAAUUGACAAAUUGAGAGAGCAUGAGAACUCCACAUUAGAUAGGCAUUUAGACUUUUUUGAAAUGCUCCGAAAUGAAGAUGAAUUGGAGUUUGCCAAAAGGUUUGAGCUGGUCCAUAUAGACACAAAAAGUGCAACUCAGAUGUUCGAGCUCACGAGAAAAAGACUGACUCAUUCGGAAGCAUACCCGCACUUUAUGUCUAUCCUUCACCACUGUCUCCAGAUGCCUUAUAAGAGGAACGGCAACACCGUCCAGUAUUGGUUGCUUCUGGACCGUAUUAUACAACAGAUAGUUAUUCAGAAUGACAAAGGGCAGGACCCGGAUUCAACACCUUUGGAGAACUUUAAUAUUAAAAAUGUUGUCCGAAUGUUGGUUAAUGAAAAUGAAGUGAAACAAUGGAAAGAGCAAGCAGAAAAAAUGAGAAAAGAACAUCAUGAGCUCCAACAGAAGUUGGAGAAGAAGGAGCGAGAGUGUGAGGCAAAGACCCAGGAGAAAGAGGAUAUGAUGCAAACCUUGAACAAGAUGAAGGAGAAACUAGAGAAAGAGCUGAUGGAAAACAAGCAAGUCAAGCAACACGUGGUGGACCUCACAGCGCAGAUUCAUGAACUUAGCAGGAGAGCCAUAUGUGCUCCAGUCCCCGGUGGCCCCCCUCUACCACCUGGGGCUCCUGGGGGCCCCUUAUCAUCCACCUCGCUAGGAUCUCUUCUCCCAGUUCCUCCACCACCGCCACCUCCUGGUGGAAUCCUACCACCACCACCGCCUCCACCUCCACCACCUCCUGGUGGUCCACCUCCACCACCGGGGCCCCCUCCACUUGGAGGCUUAACCCCAGCACCAGGAGCACCCCUGGGAUCGGCGCUCAAAAAGAAGAACAUUCCACAGCCGACAAACGCUCUGAAGUCCUUCAACUGGUCCAAGCUCCCUGAGAAUAAGCUGGAAGGCACCGUGUGGACUAGCAUUGAUGAUGCCAAAGUGUUUAAAGUGCUAGAUCUUGAAGACCUGGAACGAACGUUCUCUGCUUAUCAAAGGCAGCAGGACUUCUUUGUGAACAAUAGCUCCAGACAGAAGGAAGACUCCCUCGAUGACACGCUGAGUGCCCGGCAUAAAGUCAAGGAGCUUUCAGUAAUAGAUGGUCGGAGAGCUCAAAACUGCAAUAUCCUUCUGUCAAGGUUGAAAUUAUCGAACGAUGAAAUUAAACGUGCAAUUUUAACGAUGGAUGAACAAGAGGACCUGCCGAAAGAUAUGCUUGAGCAACUUUUAAAAUUUGUCCCUGAGAAAGCUGACAUCGACCUUCUGGAGGAGCACAAGCACGAGCUGGAUCGGAUGGCCAAGGCCGACAGGUUCCUCUUCGAAAUGAGCAGGAUAAACCAUUACCAGCAAAGGCUGCAGUCUUUGUAUUUUAAGAAGAAGUUUGCAGAGAGGGUUGCUGAAGUUAAACCCAAAGUAGAAGCAAUCCGCAUGGCAUCGACGGAAGUGUUCCAGAGUAAAAGCCUGAAACAGCUGCUGGAGGUGGUUUUGGCUUUUGGCAACUACAUGAAUAAGGGCCAGAGGGGAAAUGCCUAUGGGUUUAAAAUUUCUAGCCUGAACAAGAUUGCAGACACCAAAUCCAGCAUUGACAAGAACAUUACCUUGUUGCACUAUCUCAUCACCAUCGUAGAAAAGAAAUAUCCCAAAGUUCUAAACCUGCAUGAAGAGCUGAAAGAUGUCCCUGAAGCUGCCAAAGUAAACAUGACGGAGCUGGAAAAGGAAAUUGGCACCUUGAGGAGUGGGCUGAAGGCUGUGGAAAUGGAGCUGGAAUACCAGAAAUCUCAGCCUGCCCAUCCGGGAGACAAGUUUGUGUCUGUUGUCAGCCAGUUCAUCACCUUGGCCAGCUUCAGUUUCUCAGAUGUUGAAGAUCUUUUAGCAGAAGCCAAAGAACUGUUCACCAAGGCAGUGAAGCAUUUUGGAGAAGAACCCGGAAAGACUCAGCCGGAUGAGUUCUUCGGGAUCUUUGACCAGUUCCUUCAGGCAGUGAAUGAAGCCAAGCAGGAGAACGAAAACAUAAGGAAGAGGAAGGAGGAGGAAGAGCGGCGGGCACGCAUGGAAGCACAGCUCAAAGAGCAGCGUGAGAGGGAGCGCAAGGCCAGAAAGGCGAAAGAAAAUAGCGAGGAAGGUGGAGAAUUCGAUGAUCUCGUCUCGGCUUUACGAUCCGGUGAAGUGUUCGACAAAGACCUCUCAAAACUGAAGCGCAACCGCAAACGCAUCACGAACCAGCUGGCAGAUGGCAGUCGCGAAAGGCCAGUCACGAAACUCAACUUCUGAACCCCGUCCCGCCAUUUAAAAAAAAAAAACAUGUUAGAAAGAGAGAAAAAAAAUCACCAGUAACCUUCUGGAAAAGCCUGGGCUUUUUGUUUAACAGUGGCACUCUCCCUUUCAUUUUGUACGUGUGUGUGUGCAAGUACUUGCUGUAUAUACAGAUUGGGUUGUACGGAUGGGAGAUCAGAAGUGUGUAUAUGCAGCUCUGUUUGUCUGUCUCUGAGUCUGCACAGACAUUCCUGCUUGAAUGGGUGUUCCCUAUUUCUAUCAGUAACAGUGGCUUUCAAAAAGAAAAAAAAGUAGCUUUUCCGCAGUCAAAGCACAAAUGUUGGAGAGAGAGAGAAAAAGCAGUAAAAGAAAGAAAGAAAGAAAAAACCCUUCUCAGUGGAAAUGAGCUGGACCAUGCUAGUUACCUAUGCUCAUUGUGGGGUCCUUUACUUUUUUAUUUUAAAUAGAGCUGGAAAAAUGGAGUGGAAGGGAAGAGAGAAGAAAGGGGCCAAUGGGCUGUGUCACACCAGAGCGGUUUGAUUCAGAUGGAUCAGCCUCGGCCCCUGUUUCACCUUUGGGACUGUGGAUGGUGGAAAGUCCGUUAGAAAAAUGUGCUUGUCGAAUUUGAACUGCAUUGCUGGGGAAAGUCCAAAUGUUUGCAUUUUAUUUUAAUUUUCUUGGUUCGUGUUCUUACUGAAAACUUGAACAUCCCUUGUGAGUACUAUGUUGGUUCUGUUGUGUUCUAUAACUUCCAAUUUUGGUGAUUUCUCCUCUGUUUCAAAAUGAGAUGGGUCUUCUCUCCCCCCCAGUUGGGCACCUGGAGAAACAUCUCAUUGCUGUAAUCAUGUGUAUGUCAAAUUCAUUCAUUUUCUUAGCCGAGGCCGAUGGAGAAUUAAUUGGAGUGGGGAGCAUCCGUUUCUUUCUUUCCUUCUAGAAAAGGAGGUGUUCUGUUUGUUCUGUUUUGUUUUCCCAUUCCUUAUUCUACGGGACAAACUGUAUUCUCUGUAAAUAUAGGUCAGAACUGACCCUCCUUGGGCCUCUCUUCCAUAUCGCAGCCCUUGUCGGAUGAAAAGGAUCAGAGCUUUUCCAACACGCAAUAGAAAUUGGCACAUGUGCUUCCAGAUAUUAGCUGAGUUUCCAGUGCAGUGGUUCCCCAUUUUCCCCCACUUUAUCCCCAUCAGACCAGCUGUCCCUUCCUCCGUUUAUGGUUCAGAGGGAGGGGCCCUAUCCUGAGAAGGAUACACAUUGUGAACAUGUCCAUGUCCGCCAGGAUAACGUGCACCCCAAAAGCUGCAGUUGAUAGCACACCCAGUCAAUCGCGUUUGAACGUGUUCACUUUUUGUACAACACGCUGUUCUGGAACUCAUCGCUGGGGCUCAAAAAACAUUUGUCUCCAAAGACAUUAAUAGGGAGUGGUUUCUGUAAAAGGCUUUACAAGAGGCUUAGUGGUCCGGGAGAUGGAUUUAUUAGGGUUGUAAUUUAUAAAUAUAAAGUAGCAAGAAAAGACCAAGAAAAAUUAUUUCUUGAAAGUGUUGCUGUUCCUGUUGUUCUUGCCAAUUUUUUUUAAGCAGAACUACCUGUCAAGAUGUCAAUCCAAAAUCGACUCAACCCAGAUUGCUCAGGGAGUAAUUAAUAAUUUAAAAAAUAAUAAUGAUGCAGAAAAAAAUUGGAAAAAAAAUUUUAAAUGCCAAUUUUAUAGCAUGGCUUAAUAUUCUUAAAUUAUAGAGAAUAUAGAGGACUGUUACUUUUUUGUUUUGCUUUUAUUUAUUUGUGGGUUUUCUCUUAAGUGACUUUUAAUACCAUCAUCACUGUAUUGUAAACUGAGAUUUGGGGAGGGGGGUGGGGAGUUUGUUUUUCUUUCCUGUUAAGGUUUUGCAUUUUGUCCCUCUUGCACUAGAUAGUUGAUGCUAUUUGAAACAUGUAUUGUCAUGUGUUACAUUGUCUUGUAAAGGAUGUUAAUGGGGUGGAGAACGAGAAUCGCAUUUUUUUUCUCCACGUGUACUGUAUAGCGAGUGUGCGGUUUUAUAUAAAACCAGUUUGUACAAAAUACAGUUCUUGUUGGCAGGGGUUUCCCCCGUCCUGCUGCAAUGUGAAAGCUGUGACGCUCUCACAUUAGAGAGCUGUGAGUGUGUGUGUGUGUGUUUGUGUGUGUGUGUGUGCAAUGUUUUUCUUUCCAUGGUCUUUUCUUCACUGCAGGUUUUCUGACACACCAAAAACAUGCAGAUGUCUCUCCUAGCAGCUAGCUCCUCAAGCAGUAAGAAUGCAAAGCCUCUGCGGAAUGCAGAUGCGGAAAUAUAGCACUUCGCCUCAAAGCAUCGAAGUUGAUCCUAACGGUUACUUAAACUAAAGUGCCUCUAUUUUAUAUAUAUAUUUUUAUUUGUAGCUGGAAGUAAUUUGGUCAGAAACAGUUUUAGAGCAAUGAUGGGGUGUUUUUUGGGGGGGGGAAGAGUUCAGGCUGAUCAAAAAGGUUGCAUUUUAAAUGACUUGAGAUUAAAAACAAAAGUAAACAAGGAAAACCAGCAUGUUUUGGAGUUGCAAAAAAAGAAAAAGCAGAAAAAGCUGCUGUCCUGUAAAAUAUUCAGUCUCUUCAAGGGACCAGCACUGCUGUUCAACAAGUUUGGGGUGGCAUCUAAAAAUAUGGACGGUUUUCUAUUGCCGUUUUAGAGCCACUGGAUAAAGUCUUGCUUUUGUGGAGAAUAAAAAGGCGUCUACAUUGCGCCGUUUAUAGCAGGUUGGUGGCACACAGAAUUCUCUGCUGUAGUUCAGGGAACUACACUAGAGCCUUCUAGCAAAGAUUUCUAAGUCCCUUACCAAACUACAGGAUUUCAGAGGACGGACCCAUGGCAGGUAUGGGCAACGUUCCCUCUAAGCUGCACGCCUGCACUGCAUUGUUCUCGCACGGCUGAGCCAGCGCUGCCCCUAAUUUGCUUCCAGUCACGGGCGGGGCGGGACCCCCGCCCAGCGCUAGCAGAAAUCAGGGGGAAUGUUGUAUGGCCCUAUCAAACUUCUAUAACUGUAGUGAAGAUACAUCCUUAAGAGGGCAGAUCUAGUGUUUUUGAUCCUCCUGUGGAGAGGCCAUCUAGAACUGCAUUAAAUACUAGGAAACCAUUCACACAACUCUUCAUUCACCCUCACCAGCAAGGAGGGAUGUUUCUCACAAGUGUUUAGACCCUGCAUAAACUUCAUGUGGCCCCAAGAGCCCAACCAUGUAUUUUAGUUUGUUUUUAUUGGUUUUUUUUAAAAGUAGAAUUGUAUCUCCAGGAGCCUCCGGUGGCUUCUUGGAUAAAAUAAGAAAGGACUUCCGUCUAAAAUAAUGCAUGGGCCCACACACCUUCUUUUAGCUAAAAAAAA